AUAGUGCAGGAUAAAUAUAAGGCUAUUUCUGUACUUGAAAUGCCUUGCAUUAAAUCAAAAGUUGGUGGCCUGCUUGUAUUACCAAAUAUAGAUGACCAAAAAUCCAUGUUGGAAUUUUUUAUUAAGAAUUUACCAGACUCUGCUAUUGCAAAACAUUCGAAAGGACGUGUCAAGAAUGAUUUGGAAUUUAUUGAAAAUGAGAAUGAUAUAAGCAUGACCAAAGCCAUCAGUUUGGAUGAAGUAGGCAGUGAAAUUUUAAAUAAUGCCGCACAGUCUGUUGUCUUAAUGGAAAUUGCCAAUUUAAAGAUUAGUUUUUCAAGUUGCUGUGAAACUCUUUAUCAGGGUAUUAUGAACGAAAAGCAGGACCUAUUAUUCAACCUCGAACAAAAUUCACACGAAUGGCAUGAAGCCAGAAAAUAUAGAAUUACGGGUUCUAGAUGUUAUGAGAUCUACACCUAUAAAGGAAUGGAUUGGGACAUGAAAAGUAAAAAGUACUUUUGGCCAAAGUCCUUUACCAACAAGUACAUAAAGCAUGGGCAAAUGUAUGAAAAACCAGCGAGGGAGUGUUUUGUAUCUAAAACGGGUUAUAAGGUGAUAGAAUGUGGUAUGAUAACAUCUCCAGAAAAUAAAUGGUUAGGCUUUUCUCCAGACGGUGUGGUGUUAAAUACUGAUAGGAAGCCAAUAGCACUAUUGGAAAUUAAGUGUUUAUAUUCAGGUAUCACAAUGUCCAUUGAAGAUUCCUUACAAUCAUGUAAUUUUAUUUUAAAAGCAAAUGGAAAAUAUAUGCUAAAGGCAAAACAUAAAUACUAUGGACAGGUUCAACUAGGAAUGAGCAUACUUAAUUUACAAAAAUGUUAUCUGUGUUUAUAUGCCUCUUAUGAUGACAAUUGUGUCAUAAUGGAAGUGGAAUAUGAUUAUACAUUUUCAAGAACAAUGUUGGAAAAAAUUAAAAACAAUUAUUUUUGUAAAAUGUUACAUUCAGUAUGUGAGGAUAAAUAG
Anthonomus grandis grandis is the source of this 999-nucleotide messenger RNA. RefSeq lists its product as uncharacterized. Bases 40 to 999 code for a protein of 319 amino acids. NCBI's taxonomy places the organism in Eukaryota, Metazoa, Arthropoda, Insecta, Coleoptera, Curculionidae. The record is from RefSeq and is a predicted model, not a curated record. The transcript has 3 exons.